UACCAUUUACCAUUUAGACGAGACUGGUUUUGUGAAGCGAUUCAACCGACUCAUUGAGAAGAUCCGACUCUGACAGAAUGAAUCAUUAAAAAAACGGACAUCGUUAGAACACGUGUUUUUGUAAUCUGGAGAACCGUCCUCUGUGAAGCUCAACAUAACAAUCUGCUCUCCAUCUGCGUUCUCGUGCUGUCCUCCUCUGUCCUGUUUAAGAAUGGGCAGUGUGUUGGCUGCAAGUGCCCCCAGCCCUCCUGCCCCAGGGCCAGGUGGAGCAGGUUUGGUGUCAGUACCUCCAGGAUUCACGAUGCCCUCCGUCUCUCCCAUCUCUGCGCCUGGCAGCUCUACAUCCGGGCUCCAGGAGACCGAACCUUCUCUUUCAAACCCCGGUGGCUUUGAAGAGUGCCACCGCAAAUGCAAAGAGGUGUUUCCUGUGCAGAUGGAGGGUGUUAGACUAACAGUGAACAAGGGCUUGAGCAACCACUUCCAGGUCAACCACACAGUGUUGUUAAGCACUCUAGCAGAUUCCAGUUACAGGUUUGGAGCUACUUAUGUGGGGACCAAACAAACAGGACCAGCAGAGGCCUUUCCCGUCAUAGUUGGUGACAUGGACAACACAGGGAGCCUAAAUGCACAGAUUAUUCAUCAGAUCGCAGACAGAGUGCGCUCGAAAUUUGCAUUCCAGACUCAGCAGCAGAAGUUUGUGAACUGGCAAGGAGAUGCUGAAUUCAAAGGAGAAGAUUUCACUGCUGCUGUGACCUUCGGCAACCCAGACGUCUUGGUUGGGUCAGGAAUUGUUAUAGCUCAUUAUCUCCAGUCUGUCACUCCGUCGCUGGCAUUAGGAGGAGAGCUGGUGUACCACCGACGGCCCGGAGAGGAGGGAACAGUCAUGUCUCUGGCGGGCCGGUAUACAGGCAGCAACUUUAUCGCCACACUGACACUAGGAGGAGCCGGAGCUCAUGGGUCGUAUUACCACAAAGCCAAUGAUCAGUUGCAGGUUGGCGUGGAGUUUGAAGCAAGCACCAGUAUGCAGGACACUAGUGUAUCAUUUGGAUACCAACUGGACGUCCCCAAAGCUGAUCUGGUCUUUAAAGGAUCCUUAGAAAGUAACUGGGUGGUUGGAGCCACGCUUGAAAAAAAGCUGCAGCCUCUGCCUCUGUCACUGGCCCUCUGCGCUUUCCUCAACCACAGAAAAAGCAAGUUCCAGUGUGGGUUUGGCAUCACCAUUGGUUAAUACUUCCUUGAUGCAUUUUACACACCAGUGCUGUUGCUGGUAAAACAGCAAAGAUUGGACACACUUGCAUAUUUAUCCACAUCAGUCAGUAAACAUGAAGCAAAAUAAAGUCAUAUUUUCUUGUUAGUUCCAUGUAUCAGACCAACUUUUGCAGUGAUAAUUCCAGUAUAUCCAAAAACAUACAUUUAAAAACAUCACUACUGCUUGAUGCAUUUAUAACAGAAACCAAGAGCAAAUACACACAUACAAUUUGCCUUUCAUUUUAUUUUUUACAUUCAUUUAUAAUAUAUUAUUUCCUUGUUUGUUUUUUGUUUUGUGUUUGAAGUAGUAGUUCUGGAUUUGUUUAUUUUCCCUACGCAAUGAGUAGGGAUUUUUUUCACAAUGAUUUUAAUCAUGUUGCUGGAUCUCUGUACUCAUAUAAAUACCUAUAGAAAUAAAAUAUAUGCAUUGCAAGUAUUGUGAAACAUGGAUAAAUUCUUAAAACAAACAUAUAUCUGUCCAGCAAACAGAGAUGCAUGUUUAUGAAUGUAUUUUUGUUGGUGUAAAUAUUUUUAUUUAGAGGUAGAAUUGUUUUUCUAAUAAAUUUGUCUGAUACCAUUGCAUUUAGAAACAUAAACAAGAAAAGAAGGAAAUAAAAUCAUGUGCUCUAUUCUAUGACCAAAUCUGAAAUUUAUGAUGGUAUUUUGCCACACUGUUAUAGUUUUUUUCCCACCACAUACUGUGCCUUCACAAACACUUUAUAAAUAUGUAUGUGUAUUGCCUAAUAAUCUCUCCACACCAAGUAUAGUGUGUGUAUUAUUUAAGUAUGAUUAAGUAUAAACCCUAUAAAUGAUAAAUUAGACACAUUGAAUGGUCAUAAUAUUGCCUGUAGCUGGUAUGAUUGCUUUACUAGCAUUAACACAGUCAUUUUUUUUUUACCAACCCCAUUGACCCUGUGUGUUUUUGUUCUUUUUGUUUUUUUUUAAUACAUGCCAGAAAAAUACAAAACAGAUUAGUUGCCCCAUGUCCCUUGGUUCCUUCUGAGUGAUUGCAUGUUCAGCAGAUAUCAGACUCUUUUUAAAUGCAGAUAAGUGUUGUGAUGAAGAGGGCAAUGUCCAAAAGGAUCCUCUUUAAUACCUGACUCAUCAAUCAUCAUUACAACAUCCUUACGUUAAUACGUGCAGACCAACAUGCAAAGACAGCGAUGUACCUCUGCACUUGAAGGAUUGUGAGAGCGUACUACUUUCAAUGUAA
Molecule: messenger RNA, 2461 nt
Organism: Carassius auratus (goldfish)
Lineage: Eukaryota; Metazoa; Chordata; Actinopteri; Cypriniformes; Cyprinidae
Gene: tomm40l
Product: translocase of outer mitochondrial membrane 40 homolog, like
Exons: 10
Coding region: 212-1228 (338 amino acids)
Biological process (GO): protein import into mitochondrial matrix
Cellular component (GO): mitochondrial outer membrane
Molecular function (GO): transmembrane protein transporter activity
Source: RefSeq, a predicted model, not a curated record